AAAGAAGAGGUAAAAUUGAGAGUGAGAGAGCACAAAACUGAAAAACAUAUAUGUGAGAGGAGCAGACAUGGCUGUGUGAGCUGAGGAAGAGCAGCAGGAGGAGGAGGAGGAGGAUAAUGCUGGAGAUGUGGCUGCGUGUUGGGGUCUGCUCAGGUGUGCUCAGUCUCUAGUCAAUCUGGGGGUCAAGCAGGUCGCAGGAGUUGCUUAUGUACGAAGCAAAAAUACUUCUGUACGACUGAAAGUGGAUCUCGAAAGUGAAGUCCAGGGAGAUUUUAUUUUUUCAGCUCCUGUAAUCCAUGCGGCUUCGGGCAGGAACUCAUCAUCUCGGUUGAUCACACACAGCCUGCAGCCAUGGAGAAGCAACUGGAGGAACUGAAGCAGCAACUGGAAAAACAAUGUCUGAUCAACCAGGAGCUGCAGAGGCACAAUACAGACCUGGAAAAGCGACUGCAGGAGAAAGAAAAACUUUUGCAGGAACUGCAGAGUCAAUAUCACGACUUGGGUAAGAGGCCAAUGUGGGAAGCAGGGGUGAAGUACCAGGACAAAGAUGUCAUAGUUCGAGAAGGAGCUGAGGCAAACACAUUCUACAUUAUCCUCAAAGGAGAGGUCCUGGUGACUAAGAACGUGAAUGGGCUUCAGAAGCACAUUCGCAGGAUGGGGAAAGGGGAGCAUUUCGGCGAACAGGCCCUCAUACGGGAAGUUUUGAGAACUGCCACCUGCACUGCCGACGGCCCUGUUACCUGCUUCUCCAUAGACAAGGAAGUAUUUGAGGAGACAAUUCCCAUAGAACACCUGGAGCUGUUUGAUGACUCCAAAGUGCUGCAGGAAGCACAAGUUCCAGAAAAGUCAAAUCCCACAGUCUCCACUAUGAGGUUUAAGGAUCUGGUUCCUGUGCUGUACCAGGAAGGACGCUACCAAGGAGAACCGGUCACACUCGGAGUCGGAGGGUUCGGACGGGUUGAGCUGGUGAGAGUUUUUAUUCCUCCCUUUUCAAGUUCAGAGCCCCAGAAGAUUUAUGCCAAAAUACUGGACGGGGUGCUGAAGUAUCCACCUUAUCUGAGCGAGGCAGCCAAGUCCAUAAUCAGUAAACUCUGCAGACCUCGGCCAGGUCAGAGGUUAGGAAACACCAAGAAUGGAAUCAAAGAUGUCCGGCAUCACAGGUUGUUCAGCAGCAUGAACUGGCACAAACUGCGGGUGGGUCAACUCGACGCCCCCACAGUGCGACUCAUACGCAAGGGCCCCUGCUACAUCAACUUUGAUAAGUUCCCUCUGGACCAGACCACUGCUGAGGAGGAGUUCUCCGGCUGGGACCGUGACUUUUGAUCCUGGCUGCUGAUGUUUAACAGAUCAAAAGGCCUCAUGAUGGUAGAAGGAGCUCUAGGAGCUCUACACUGAAACAGCCUAACCCACAUCAUGAUAAAUUGGUUCUUAGGAGCUGCAGGGAAUCACAAUUUCUGAAAAUAUUUAUCAUGGCUCCUUUGUUUCUCUACAGACGACCUUCUAGGUAGAGAGGUAAGUGGCCAAAAAUAUUUGGACGGGUGGUGAAAGGUGGUUGAGACAAUCCGUUUCCAAAUGAACGAGUGACAACAACGCAAAUCACAAAAAAUGACAAAUAAGAAAACACAACAACAAAUCACGAAACCCAACAACAGAUAAGAAAAUUACCUUAAGUGUAUUUGCUAUUGUGAUUUACUGUUGUGUUUUCUUAUUUGUUGCUGUGUUUUUCCAUUUGUUGUUGUGAGUUGAACUUCAUGGCCACCAGAAUAUUAACACUUAUUCCUGAUUAGAAUACGACCUCUAUCAAAGUGCUAAUAAAGGCUUUUAGAGAUGAAACAUGUUUAUCUGCUCAUAGAAAAGCUCUUAAAUGCUUUAGUGUUGUUAAAGUUGUGUUUUUAUUGUAAAAUGUCACUUUUUUUCUGAGUUUAUCUGUUUUUUGGAAAGUCUGCUUCAGCUUAAAGUAAUUUAAAAAGAUCAUAAAAUGUCCUGAUGAAAAGUUUCAACUUGACUUGUGUUUAGUAAAUAAAAGUGCU
Paralichthys olivaceus (Japanese flounder) is the source of this 2030-nucleotide messenger RNA. The record is from RefSeq and is a predicted model, not a curated record. Lineage: Eukaryota; Metazoa; Chordata; Actinopteri; Pleuronectiformes; Paralichthyidae.